This is a messenger RNA of Salvelinus sp. IW2-2015, 1168 nucleotides long. Its product is annotated as serine/threonine-protein phosphatase 6 catalytic subunit-like. Gene Ontology annotation, cellular component: cytoplasm. NCBI's taxonomy places the organism in Eukaryota, Metazoa, Chordata, Actinopteri, Salmoniformes, Salmonidae. Gene Ontology annotation, molecular function: protein serine/threonine phosphatase activity. The record is from RefSeq and is a predicted model, not a curated record. Gene Ontology annotation, biological process: G1/S transition of mitotic cell cycle.
CUGUUCAGUAAAUCUGACUGACGGAACCGAACAUGCAUAGUAGUAGAAACAUUAGCGAACAGCUGAAACAAUGGCGCCACUGGACCUGGGUAAAUACGCGGAGAUUGCCAAGCAGUGUAAAUAUUUACCUGAAAACGACCUCAAGAGGUUAUGUGAUUAUGUAUGUGACCUAUUGCUGGAGGAAUCCAAUGUCCAGCCUGUGUCCACCCCUGUGACUGUGUGUGGAGAUAUACAUGGACAGUUUUAUGAUCUGUGUGAACUCUUCAGAACCGGAGGACAGGUCCCAGACACAAACUAUAUUUUCAUGGGUGACUUUGUUGACCGGGGAUAUUACAGCUUGGAGACAUUCACAUACCUGCUGGUGUUAAAAGCCAAAUGGCCUGACCGCAUCACGCUUUUAAGAGGAAACCACGAAAGCAGACAAAUAACCCAAGUAUAUGGCUUUUAUGAUGAAUGCCAAACCAAAUAUGGAAAUGCCAAUGCCUGGCGCUACUGUACCAAAGUGUUUGAUAUGUUAACAGUUGCAGCGCUGAUGGAUGAGCAGAUUCUGUGUGUUCAUGGGGGCCUCUCCCCAGACAUAAAGACCCUGGACCAAAUCAGAACCAUUGAGCGGAACCAGGAGAUCCCCCACAAGGGAGCAUUCUGUGACCUUGUCUGGUCAGACCCCGAGGACGUCGACACCUGGGCCAUCAGCCCCAGGGGAGCUGGGUGGCUGUUUGGUGCAAAGGUCACCAAUGAGUUUGUUCACAUCAACAACUUGACGUUGAUCUGUCGGGCACAUCAACUAGUCCACGAAGGUUACAAGUUCAUGUUUGAUGAGAAGCUGGUCACGGUCUGGUCAGCUCCUAACUACUGCUAUCGCUGUGGCAACAUUGCCUCCAUCAUGGUCUUCAAAGACGCCAAUACAAGGGAGCCCAAACUGUUCCGGGCGGUGCCCGACUCGGAGAGAGUAAUUCCACCCAGAACAACGACACCAUAUUUCCUGUAAACACUGCACUAACUAUCAUCAUCUUUGGCCGCACUGUUAUCAAGCACCACAUUUGUAAUGCAUCACAUGCAGUGGAGCGACAACAACUCCCGUUGAAGUGACACUACUGAUUAUGUCAUUCAUAUUUUACCAGUGGAGGCUGCUGAGGGAAGGACGGUUCAUAAGAAUGGCUGGAAUGGA